Messenger RNA from Telopea speciosissima, 1054 nucleotides. RefSeq names its product ethylene-responsive transcription factor 2-like. The record is from RefSeq and is a predicted model, not a curated record. Lineage: Eukaryota; Viridiplantae; Streptophyta; Magnoliopsida; Proteales; Proteaceae. The transcript has a single exon. The coding region runs from base 87 to 941 and encodes 284 amino acids. Gene Ontology annotation, biological process: ethylene-activated signaling pathway; regulation of DNA-templated transcription. Gene Ontology annotation, molecular function: DNA-binding transcription factor activity; DNA binding.
UCUGCUAUCUAUCUAUCUACCUGAGACUCAUAAUUCAUAAACGAAGAACACAGAAAAAAAAAAAAAAGAGGGAAAGAAUUAUAGAAAUGUUAGGGCUUGAAUUCGAAGGAUCGGAUUUCGCUCUUCUUGAAUCAAUUAGGAGACAUCUGCUAGAAGAAUCGGACUCAUCGGCUAGUUGUUCAAUGAAUUUUCCGGCCAGGAAUUCCGGUGGUGCUAUGGGGUAUUGCAGGAGCUCGAGCUUCAGCAGUCUUUUCCCUUGCUUGACAGAGAAUUGGGGAGAUCUGCCAUUAAAGGUCGAUGAUUCAGAGGAUAUGGUAGUCUAUGAUUUCCUUCGCGAUGCCGUUAAUGUUGGAUGGAUUCCAUCACUCUCAGAUGAGCUAUCCAAUAGCAGCAACAGCAGCAGCAGCGUGUUCAGUGAUUUAACGGCGAUUACCGUUAAAUCAGAACCUCAGGAGACGACGACGACGACUCCACCGGUUGGGGCUUUGUUUCAGGAGCAGCCAACGGAUUCGGCUUCAUCUGCUCUGAUGACUACUGUCUCGACUGUACAGCAGCAGAAAUCGAUUUCGUCCGCUGCUUCAGCUGCGGCAGCAUCGAAGGAGAAGCAUUACAGAGGUGUACGGCGCCGUCCUUGGGGAAAAUUCGCGGCGGAGAUCAGAGAUCCAGCGAAGAACGGUGCCAGAGUCUGGCUUGGAACGUUCGAAACUGCUGAGGACGCGGCACUGGCUUAUGACCGAGCUGCUUACAGGAUGCGCGGUUCACGCGCCCUUCUCAAUUUCCCUCUACGAAUCGGCUCAUCCGAUUCAGAUCCGGUUCCUGUUACUUCAAAGCGCGCUUCUCCGGAACCUUCGUCUUCUUCGUCAUCGUCUUCGGUGUCUGACAAUGGUUCGCCAAAGAGGAGUAAAAAAGGGAUCGUUGCUUCAGAGGCGGUGGCAGCUUAAGCCGGUGUUUAGAAACAGGGAGUCAAUCGGAGGUUUUCCAGGUUGGGCAUCAGGUGGGCCCACUUAGAUGUGGAGAGCAGCUAUUGGUCAGUUAAUUCUCCAGGAGAGAGAGA